AUGGAGAGUCCUCAUUAUCCAUCUGCAUAUCUGCCUAAUGGUAAGUUCACGCACGUACUGCGGUCGGUCGAAAAGAAAUACUGUACUGAAAAUAGUCUUCAUGAGCCAAAUGAACUAUUUCAGCUAGAAGUCGCAUUCCUCGUUUCUCUUGGCGACAACCCGAAAUAUGGAUCGAAUAUUGGCCUCCUACGGAGAUAUUUCAAGGUUCUCCUUCCCACUGCCCCUGCCGUGAGUGUGGACCUGGCAACGGGCAUCGUCGCUGUCAGUCACCGAGAAAACCUGCAGUAUGGAGAGAAUAUUGGCCUCCUACGGAGCUUCUUCAAAGUUCUCCUUCCCACUGCCCCUGCCGUGAGUGUGGAGCUGGCAAUGGGUACCGUCGCUGUCAGUUACCCCGCAAUUAGUGGCAUUGGUGUUCGCCUCAUGCUGUUUUUCCUCUUUGGAGCGAUAAUCUUCUGCUUUGGCUACAAGCAAGCUCUUAAGAUACUAACGGAGAGGGCUGCUUUGUAUAUGAAGGAAUACUUGACUACGUAUAAGGAUGAGCACCGUGCCGAAAAUAUUCUGGCAGUUGAGACCUGGAAUACCAUGAUGAGGGAAGGAGGUUAUCACUGUUGUGGACUCAACGGCUACAGGGAUUUUACAGACAAAUUUAAAAUGCCAACGCCCUGUUGUUCUAUGGAUGAUAACGUCCUGGCCGAAUCCUGUAGCUACAACACUGCAGCCGCGAUGUACCCGGCCGUACCGGGUUGUACGGGAAAGAUCAACAUUUACUUCGAGCUCAUCAGACCCCGCUUCACAGUCCUUGCUGUCUCUCUUCUCAUGCCUCCGGUAAGAUUCUUGAGACAAAGCUUUCUAUGGACGAAACUAAAUUUGACAGUAAUAAAAUUUUAA
Messenger RNA from Dibothriocephalus latus, 888 nucleotides. The record is from the annotation of a GenBank genome assembly. Lineage: Eukaryota; Metazoa; Platyhelminthes; Cestoda; Diphyllobothriidea; Diphyllobothriidae.